Hydatigera taeniaeformis is the source of this 897-nucleotide messenger RNA. The record is from the annotation of a GenBank genome assembly. Lineage: Eukaryota; Metazoa; Platyhelminthes; Cestoda; Cyclophyllidea; Taeniidae.
AUGCAGUCAGCCGCACUUCGUUCAGGUCUCACAACCCAUCUAGACGGUGCAAGAGCCUUGGAUGAGUUGCUGCAACGAUGGAUCGCCCAGAUUACUUCAGCGGCUGCCUUGGAGAAAGUGGAUCUGAAGUCCACCAGUCCAUCGACCGCGGUGGACGGCUCCACUCUCAAAACCUCUUCGCCAUCUCCCGUUGUUCCUCCUCCUCCUCCACCGCCACCACCACCACCACCGCCCUCUCGUCAUGCUCUUCGACCGGUCUAUCCUUUUCAACCAAGGAGUCUGCGAGGCACUCAGUACCUUGUUCCACAGCAGAGUUCGAGCGCAGUUGGACCCAAAGCCACUUUGUCCAAAUGGGUGCAGAACUUGGGGGUAUGUGAGGUUUAUAUUAUCUUUGGCUUCAUAAAUGUACCGUUUGUGUUGUCGGUUAACUUAAUUUUUUAUAUGCAAUCUGAAUUUUUUUGUGUUUGUGAAUUGCGCCACCUCGAGACAUCCCUUUCAGAAGAAUGUCCUCUGCCUCAUUUGUGGCCAACUGCUCUGCGAUAUUUGUUUUCCCAAUUUGUCUCAACUACUCUUUCAGGUAGACGUCGGAUCUCCUUUUCUGCCUAUUCUUCACCCUGUUUGCAUUGUCACCUCUGCUUUUCUGCUCCACAGCACGCGAUUCGUUGUGAUGGCUUUGUGGGUGUAGCGUUAGAAAUCAACACUUCUCUGGUUCACGUCUCCUUGGGCACGAGUUUAUGCGAAUGGGGCUCCAUCUACUUAGACUCCUACGGUGAAGAGGAUCUUGAUUUGAAACGAGGGAAGCCGCUUUUCCUCAACGAAGACCGAUUCGCGUUGCUGGAGAGCCAGUGGAUGUCGCACUCGUUUCGGCAUGUGCUGAAGCCCUGGCGUCACUACUAG